CAUUGGGGUGAAGUACCAACCAGGCGCGUCUCCAGGUGGCGGAUAGGAGGGGUCCUUCUGCUAAUGAUUACAAAUGAAGCUGAGGACUGUGGGACUAUAAGUUGGCUCGUAGUCUUAAAAACACUACUGGUAGCCUUCCAAAAUCCCACCGCGGACCAACUUCUCCUGCCCAGCUGUAGUGUCGUGGCUAAGGGCCUGCACAGGAUUAACGGCGCCAACUUUACCGGACAGUCAAGGACUGGCGGCAGUUGACAAACCAUGCAAACUUGUUUGCGGGGGAUCUUGCCUUAAUUGGCCGGAUCGAGAGGAGACAACCUCAUCAAAAACCCCCUAGUUCAAGGUGGAACAUCCUAUGCCGAAGAACUUCCUCUUUGAGUAGCUCAUUGGGUUAAGAUGAGUUCCUAAUAGGCGAACUCCGGACACCUGCCGCCCUCCGGUUUCAAUAUGGCUUACCAGGGUAAGGGAGCACUGCCCUGGCGGACUUUUAUUUCUUCCCUUCUCGUGGGACCGCUUAUGGACACAUUAGAAAAAACAAACAUAAACACAAAACCAGUCGAGACGGGGAUCAAUCCUAUCUCGACGACCGAAACCUCGAAAGAGGAAUGUGCAGAAAUCGGGGUGAAACCUGAUUCUGCCAUUACAAACCCAACCCUAGGCGCGGAGGAGAAAUCCGGAACCGCACAAGGGGAGGGUAUCCCCGAGGCUGCAAUCGCUGUAGUCGCUAAGGAGGUUGAGAAGUUGAAUCUUACCUCCAAACGCAGACGAAUGGCGGGAGCAGCCAAAAGGCACCUAAAACGGCUACUGAAAUCAGGUGCCGACUACAAGUCGGCACUUGCGACAGUACUCCGUGAGGGCGCCGAAAAGGCAGCAGCAAAGGAGAGGGAACCAAACCUCCCAACGCCUGCUGCCAAAACUCCGAAGAGGUUGCGCUCUGAUGGCAGUACUCCUAGUGCCAGUGCGAAAAAGCACUGUCCUGGGGGAACGGUCAGCAAGGGGGUGACCUACAAGGAGAUGGUGGAAGGGAUCAAGGUCGGCAUUGUCGACGGGGACCCUGAAGCCAAUCUGUCAGCUGAGCAGCUGGACCUGCUCCAGGGCGCCAUCCUGAGGCAUACCCUCAGGAAGGAGGAAAAGGGAGCGGGAAUCCGCUUCUUGAGCUGCACUCAUAAGCCGGGUUGGCUUAUGAUUAGAUGCGCGGACGAGGCUACUGUCUCAUGGCUUGAAAACUGCUUGUUGCAGAUCAAGCCGUGGGAUGGGGCCAACCUCCGCAUCGUUCAGGGAACGGAGCUGCCAAAGCCCUACGUAUGCGUUGCAUACAUCCCUGAUCCUCCACUAGGAGAUCGACCCUCACAGGAUGAGGUGCUGACAGGUCUGAGUGUGAUGAACCCAGACCUGGAAGCAGAGAGCUGGGCGGUGUUACACCACCAGGUUUCAGGGCCGGGCCGGACAUGGACCUUCUCUGUAGAUGAGAGCUCCAUGUCUAGGCUCAAAGCCUUGAACAUGAUGCCCUACUAUGGUUUCGGGAGGGUCACCUUCCGGGCCAAAGAAAAGGGCAUGGGUGCCGACAAAGAGUCGGACACCCAAACAAAGAAAGAGGAAGGAGGGGCCAAUCCCUCCACCUCCGUUGGCACCUCCAAAGGUGAGCUCGCUGAGGGAGAGAGGUCUAACUCUGCUCCCUCGACGAGCAAAGCGCCGCAGGCGGCCCUUCCCACCGGGGCUCUUCCCAAGGCUGGUAAAACGGCCAGGAAGGGGCCGGCGGUGGGAAGAAAGAAGUAAGCCGCAACAUCUAGUGAUGGCGCGGCUCUUCAAAUGCCUGCAGGCUAAUGUGCAACAUUCCAAGGCUGGAUCUUACCUCCUUGGAAAACGAAUCCUGGACGAGAGGAUAGAUAUCGCCCUCAUCCAGGAACCUUGGGUUACUUCCCGAGGCCGAAUCAACGGCCUCAGUAACCUUCCUGGCAAGGAUUCUGUUCCAGAGAUGUAACAUCCAUCCUGGUAAAACUUCCCAUGGAAACGGGCACUAAAGAACUGGUCAUCUGUUCUGCCUACUUCCCUGGUGAUACCAUGUUCCCUCCGCCAAAUGAAGUGCGAAAAUUAGUUGCCUUCUGCAGGGGGAAAAACCUUCAACUCCUCGUUGCUUGCGAUGCCAACUCCCAUCAUACUACGUGGGGUAGCACGGACAUCAACGAAAGAGGUGAGCACUUAUUUGACUUCAUUCUAGAAGAAGCGCUUUUUGUAUUGAAUCGGGGCUCUGUUCCAACCUUUGUUACGAAAAAUCGGGCUGAGGUAUUGGACAUCACGCUCUGCUCGCAAUACCUGAGCACUAAAAUCACUGACUGGAGGGUUUCUGACACGCCCUCUGGCUCAGACCAUAGAAAUAUUCAAUUUAACAUUGAAUUAGGCGGUAAACCCAUUCAGGAAUAUCGCAAUCCCAGAUUAACCGACUGGGAUGGUUAUAAACUAUCCCUGCAACGGAAUCUGAGAUCCAUCAACGUCAACGUUAACAAUCAUGAAGACCUAGAGAAGCUGGCCAACUCAAUUGGCCAAGCUAUAGUCUCGGCAUAUCAUGAAAACUGUCCACUAAGAAAGAAAUCCGACAAUAGGAAAGUAUCUUGGUGGAACUCUAAAUUAGAGAAACUUCGUAAAGAGGUUCGGAAAAAAUUUAACCGAGCAAAAUCAGCAGGUGAGUGGGAAGUGUAUCGUCAAAUCCUCACCUUGUACAACAAGGAAGUAAGGAAGGCCAAAAGGGAGUCUUGGGAAAACUUCUGCAGCAGCAUCGAAGAUGCUGCAAGCGGGACAAGACUCCAUAAAAUUCUCUCCAGAGAGCCGUCUUUGACGCUGGGAUCUGUCAAAAGAUCAGAUGGCACCUAUACGGCCUCUGGGGCGGAAACCCUUAAAAUCAUGGCUGACACACACUUUCCGGAUCACGUGCUGAUUGAUUCCGCAUCUGCGGAAGAAGGUAACUUCACCAGUCGCCUCAAGCGACCCAGCAAGGAAUGCUGGA
Coccinella septempunctata (seven-spotted ladybird) is the source of this 2998-nucleotide messenger RNA. RefSeq lists its product as uncharacterized. Bases 445 to 1773 code for a protein of 442 amino acids. The transcript is spliced from 2 exons. Lineage: Eukaryota; Metazoa; Arthropoda; Insecta; Coleoptera; Coccinellidae. The record is from RefSeq and is a predicted model, not a curated record.